GUAGCAGAUCACCAAUAUAAAGUGAGGGCUCACUGGUGAAGGUGGAUCAAACACUCCACCACACUCCAAACCUGUGCACACAAUAUUCUUGGUUUCGCUCUCGCCUCUGCCCUACAGCAAGCAGCUGUAGCUCUUGUUCCGGUCAGGAAAGGAAAAGCUAGCGCGUGGAAGAAGAGGAAGGAAUCCGCAGAGAUACCCGGCCAUGAAAGUUACCACACUCGGACAGUUACUCCUCUUGAUAUUAUUGGUGACUUUCAGUGCACAAUAUGUGGUCGUCAUCGGCAGCUCAUCCUCCGUACAUGGUAACGAGACAGAUUAGUUAUCACUGCUUGGAUUCAAGGGCGCAAUCAGCCUCGACCCGCAGCAAGCCUUGAUGUCCUGGAAUGAUAGCACCCACUUUUGCGAUUGGGAAGGUGUCGUGUGCAGGGUGAAGGCUCCACCCCGUGUCACUUCCCUAAACCUUACAGGUCGAGGGUUGGUAGGACAUAUCUCUCCUUCACUUGGGAACCUAACCUUCUUGCAAUCUCUGGCCUUGACAGAGAACACACUCGCCGGAGAGAUCCCAUGCAUCAUCCCUUGGUCACAUGCAUCGCCUCGAAACCUUGCACUUGAACAGAAACACGCUGCAAGGAAGGAUACCGAGUUUUGCAAACUGCUCAAAGCUCAAGGAGUUGGAUGUUUCGGUUAACAAUCUAGUUGGCCAAUUUCCCGGUGAUUUGCCUCCUCAUCUUCACAUGCUGCAAGUUUCAUUUAAUAACCUUACUGGCAUCAUCCCAGCUUCUCUGGGUAAUAUCACAACACUAGUCUUCAUUAGUUGCGCGCAUAAUCGAAUCAAGGGAAAUAUCCCAAGUGAGUUUGCAGGUUUGCCAGGCUUGCAGUACCUGUAUGCGGGUGCAAAUCAGCUAACAAGUAGGUUUCCACAAGCCAUCUUGAAUGUUUCUACUCUCAUCGGCCUUGGCUUAACUCUCAAUGGUCUAAGUGGGGAGCUGCCACCAAAUCUUUGUACCUCUCUCGCCAAUCUCCGUAUACUUACAUUAGGUGGCAACUUAUUUCUAGGGCACAUUCCUAGUUCAUUCACUAAUGCUUCCAAUCUAAGUGUCAUUGAUUUAUCAACGAACAACUUCACCAGAUUGGUUCCCACCACGAUGAGCAAACUUACCAAACUCUCAAUGUUGAAUCUUGAAAAUAAUCAGCUCCAAGCACAUAGUGGAGAAGACUGGGAGUUUUUGGACAGCUUAGGCAACUGCACAGAGCGACAAAUAUUGUCCAUGAGUGUCAAUUGUCUAUCAGGGCAUGUACCAAGUUCAAUAGCUAACCUUUCCAACAAACUCCAGCAGACUCUGUACUUGGGAGAAAAUCAACUAUCAGGAAAUUUCCCUUCCGGCAUAGCCAACCUUCACAAUCUAGUUGCUGUGUCAGUGGGGGGGAAUCACUUCACAGGUAUCGUUCCAGAGUGGAUUGGGACUCUCAAAAAUUUGCAACAAGUAGAUUUAGCAGCAAACUUCUUUACGGGGGUCAUUCCAUCAUCCUUGUCAAACUUGUCUCAACUGGGACAGCUCUAUGUAGCCUCAAACCAAUUCAUUGGCCACAUACCGAAAAGCUUUGGUAACUUUCCAAGGCUUCAAUAUUUGGACACUGCUAGCAACAACCUUCAUGGUAGGGUUCCAAUGGAGAUAUUCAGAAUCCCGUCAAUAAUUGCAAUUGAUUUAUCUUUCAACAACCUGGAUGGACAACUUCCUACCAACAUUGGCAAUGCUAAACAACUCGUACAUUUGGUACUUUCAUCCAAUAAGCUAUCUGGAGAUAUUCCAAACACUCUGGGUGACUGUGGAAGUUUAGAAUACAUUGAGUUAGACUCGAAUAUUUUCAGCGGAAGCAUUCCCACUUCAUUAGGCAGCAUAAGAGGCCUAAAAGUUUUGAAUAUUUCUGCCAAUAACUUAACUGGUUCAAUACCAACAUCUCUUGGCAACCUACAAGUUCUUGAGAAACUAGAUUUGUCAUUCAACCACCUCAAUGGUGAGGUUCCAACAAAAGGGAUAUUCAAGAAUGCAACUGCCGUGCAAAUUGAUGGAAAUCAGGGGCUUUGUGGUGGGGUACCGGAGUUACACAUACUAGCAUGUUUUGUUAUGCCUCCAGAUUCAAUUAGGAACAAGAAAUCUUUGGUGCUAAAAGUGGUUAUCCCAAUAGCGAGUAUGGUGUCAAUUGUUAUUGUCAUAUUUUGCUUCUUUCUCCGGGGAGGGAAACACAAGAGAAAAUCUAUAUCUCUGCCAUCAUUUUCUACAAAAUUUCCCAUGGUUUCUUUCAAUGAUCUAGCCAGAGCAACACAGGGAUUCUCAGUAUCCAACUUAAUAGGCAGAGGGAGAUAUAGUUCUGUUUACCAAGGAAAACUAGUUGAAGAUGAAAAUGAGGUUGCCGUGAAAGUCUUCAACCUAGAGACAAGAGGAGCACAAAAGAGCUUCAUCUCAGAAUGUAACGCGUUGAGAAAUGUGCGGCACCGUAGUUUGGUCCCUAUAAUAACUGUGUGCUCAAGCAUUGAUUCUAGUGGUAAUGAUUUCAAGGCCCUAGUGUAUGAGCUCAUGCCGCGAGGGGAUUUGCAUAAACUACUAUACUCAACUCCAGACUAUGAAGGCUCUUCGGAUUUGAACCUUAUUACGAUUGGUCAAAGGAUAAGCAUCGUGGUGGAUGUAGCGGAUGCACUGGAGUACCUACACCAUAACAACCAAGAAGCACUGGUUCACUGUGAUCUGAAGCCUAGCAACAUUCUUUUGAAUGACAAUAUGACAGCUCAUGUUGGAGACUUUGGCUUGGCAAGAUUCAAAGUUGGUUCCACAACGUCAUCUCACGGUAACUCUUCUUCAAUUGCAGUGAUGGGAACAAUUGGAUACACUGCUCCGGAAUACGCAGAGGGUGGCCAAGUUUCAACUGCCGCAGAUGUUUACAGCUUCGGUGUCGUUCUUCUCGAGAUAUUCAUUCGAAGGAGGCCGACUGACGACAUGUUUAAGGAUGGACUCAGCAUUGUGAAGUUUACAGAGGCCAGCUUCCCUGAUAGGGUAUCGGUGAUUUUCGACCCCCAGCUGCUAAAAGAGUUGGAUGAAACUCCAAUAGCCUUCAAGGAAAAACAUGUACAUUGUCUGCUAUCUGUGCUAAAUGUUGGCCUUUGCUGCACUAAGACACCCCCAGGCGAACGCAUCAACAUGCAGGAGGUGGCUGCUAAGCUACAUGGAAUCAAGGAUGCAUAUCUCAGAAGCAGUGCCGUUGCUUCAGUGGCAGUACCUGAAUAAGUAACUUGUUGUAAUUUGUUGUGUUUAUCACAAACCAUGCAAGCAAGGACCAGCUCAACUAGUAUUGAAUAAGUAUUGCCUCUGAUGUGUUACAGCAUCGACCCAACUAGUGCACUCUGGAAAAAAUAGAUGAAUGGAAUUUCCAUGUAUCAAUAUUAUUAUCAAAGGAAUAUAUUUGACUGAUUUUUUUUUUGCCACA
Messenger RNA from Triticum aestivum (bread wheat), 3480 nucleotides. Its product is annotated as LRR receptor-like serine/threonine-protein kinase EFR. Lineage: Eukaryota; Viridiplantae; Streptophyta; Magnoliopsida; Poales; Poaceae. The record is from RefSeq and is a predicted model, not a curated record. Gene Ontology annotation, biological process: protein phosphorylation. Bases 585 to 3281 code for a protein of 898 amino acids. The transcript has 3 exons. Gene Ontology annotation, molecular function: protein binding; ATP binding; protein kinase activity.